AUGGCAUCAGUGUUUUUGUACCAUGUGGUGGGGGAUCUGACGGUGGGAAAACCUGAGCUGGUUGAGUUUGCAGAGACAGAAACAGUGGAGGCCGCCAUUCGGGCCAUAGGGGAAUCCUCGGAAGGAGGAAUUCCAGUGUGGAACAAGAGAUCACAGAAGAGUGUGAUUGAGAAUGCAGAAAUGAGGCAGCAGAGGUUUGUGGGUAUCUUGAAUUCCCUUGAUAUUGUGGCAUUCUUGGCCAGAGAGGAGUGUCUGGCUGAUCAGGCUAAGGCCAUCAAGACACCAGUUUCCGAGGUCGUAAUUCACAACUAUUCUGCGCUAAAGGUGGUUGAUCCUGGCACAAGAUUGAUAGAUGCUCUGGAGAUGAUGAAGCAAGGUGUGAAGCGACUCCUUGUUCCCAAAAGCGUAGUCUGGAGAGGCAUGAGCAAGCGCUUCUCAUUUCUCUACAAUGGAAAAUGGCUCAAGAACAUUGACACUUCUAGUGGCAAUAACACAAACCUUAUUGCCAACACUAACCUUCCGUCAUCAUCAUCUUCCAAUGCCACCAUUCUGGACAAGUAUUGUUGUCUGUCAAGAGAAGAUAUUCUACGUUUCAUCAUUGGUUGCCUUGGUGCCUUGGCUCCUUUACCUCUUUCCUCAAUUGCUUCCCUUGGAAUCAUCAAUUCAAACUACUGCUCUAUUGAAGCAUCUUUCCCAGCCAUUGAUGCCACCAAAAAUCGUCCCCAUGAUCCAUGUGCAGUUGCUGUUGUGGAGCCAACAUCAGAUGGUCAAUAUAACAUCAUCGGUGAAAUAUCUGCCUCUAAACUAUGGAAAUGUGAUUACUUAGCUGCAUCAUGGGCUCUUGCCAAUCUCUCUGCUGGACAGUUUGUUAUGGGGGUGGAAGAUAACCUGACACCAAGAUCAGUUCCUGAUAUUGCGCUUAAUCAAAUGGUCGGGGAUUCGAAUUUAGGUAAUGGAGGAAGCCCGACCAGGCAAAAAAAAUUCAGCAGUAGAAGUAUUGGGUUCUUUAGCAAUGCGGCAAAUUCAAGUUUUGGGGUUGGUAGGAGCAUGUAUCGGGGUAGAAGUGCACCAUUAACGUGUAAAUUUACUAGUUCGCUGGCAGCAGUAAUGGCUCAAAUAUUAUCUCACCGGGCAACGCAUGUUUGGGUUACAGAGGCUGAAAACGACAACAUAUUAGUUGGCGUCGUAGGUUAUGCUGAUAUCUUGGCUGCAGUUACCAGACAACCGGUUCCAGCCAUUUCAGAAAGCCAGCCAUCUUGA
Messenger RNA from Fraxinus pennsylvanica, 1260 nucleotides. NCBI's taxonomy places the organism in Eukaryota, Viridiplantae, Streptophyta, Magnoliopsida, Lamiales, Oleaceae. The record is from the annotation of a GenBank genome assembly.